Molecule: messenger RNA, 3364 nt
Organism: Chlamydomonas reinhardtii
Lineage: Eukaryota; Viridiplantae; Chlorophyta; Chlorophyceae; Chlamydomonadales; Chlamydomonadaceae
Exons: 3
Coding region: 254-2734 (826 amino acids)
Source: RefSeq, a predicted model, not a curated record
AGUAACCAACUUCUCUCUACCAGUCACAUACACAAGUUUUAAGAGAUUCAUUGUUAUAAGUUCUUGGCGACUGAUAAAGCGACAACUGGUUCACAACCGCUCCCGGGCCUGUCAAGCAUUUUGAGGCCCCAGCUUGCUAUCUUACACGACUUACCAACACUGUACUGGAUGCUUAUCAAUCCGCGCGGUGACGCAUUACAAAAGUAGUCAAGGUGUUCAUCGAAUGCCAUUAGUUCCAUCCAUCUCUAUGGCCAUGCGCAACGCCGUGGCCCUGGCCGUCCUGUCGCUGCUGCUAUGGGGCGCGUCGGCAAAGGCGAGUCAAGCACCGCCGCCGUCGCCAUUGUCGUCCUCGCCUCCAGGGCUACCCACGGCCGUGGUCGCGUCUCCUCCCAGCCCGGCACCUUCGCACCCAUCACCUCCGCAGCAGCCCGCUCCCUCCCCACCAUCGUCCUCCCCUCCCUCCCCGCCGCAGCCCAAACUCCCCUCCCCAACGAGUCCACUGGCGCCCUCGCCGCUUCCUCCCAGCCCUGCCACUCCCACACCACCGUCGCCGCUUCCUCCCAACCCGGCGCCCCCAGCCCCAAGCCUCAGGCCUCCCUCGCCGGCGCCACCCAGCCCCCAGCCACCGUCACCGGCCCCGUCCACCCCUGCACCCAGCCCGAUGCCACCGGGCCCUUCGCCGCCACUUCCUCCCGGCCCUCCCACUCCCACACCACCGUCGCCUGUGCCCCCCAGCCCGGCGCCCCCAGCCCCCAGUCCCCGCCCGCCCUCGCCGGCACCUCCCAGCCCGGCGCCCCCAGUGCCGGCCGCAACAUCCCCAUCUCCACCUAGCCCCCGGCCACCAUCACCGGCCCCGUUCAUCCUUGCACCCAGCCCACUGCCGUCCGCGCCUCCGCUGCCACAGCCGCCACAGCCUCCAAGCCCGCUCCCGCCAUCACCAGCCCCGUCCAUCCUUGCACCCAGCCCGCUGCCUCCGGGCCCUUCACCGCCACAGCCUCCGUCACCGCGGCCGCCUCAGCCUGGGCCACCCGUGCCCUUCUCCCCAUCACCGCCGCUACCCCCGCCGCCGCAGCCACCUCCUUCGCCGCCAACGCCUCCCUCGCCGCAGCCGCCCCGCCAGUCACCGCCGUCUCCGCAGCCGCCGUCCCCACAUCCUCCAUCCCCGGCACCGCCAUCGCCUCCCUCGCCACCAUCCCCACCUCCCCCCUCGCCGGCACCGCCCUCCCCGGCCCCUCCCGCACCGGCCCCUCCCUCACCGGCUCCUCACUCACCGACUCCUCCCCUCCCGCCGCCACCAUCGCCGUCGCUGCCUCCCUUUCCUCCUGGCCCUUCGCCGCCUUCGCCGCCGCCCCCGCCGCGGCCGCCGCCGCUACCGCCCUACCCACCCGAAGAGCUCAACGUGCUGCCCAGCGGCCCCUUCCCCUGCGCCUGGGCCGAGCUAGGUGGCGAGGACACACGCGUGCGGCGCUUCCUGUUCCCGCCCUCCCCCGACCCCAGUCUCGCAAACAUCCCCGGCCUGCAGUACAGCGUCGAGGCCGCGGGCGCCCAGCCGUCCACACCCGUGGCCGUGUGCGCCACUGCCGCCGCCUGCGCCACACCCCAGGCCGCCGCGGCGGCAGCAAGCAGCGGGGCGGCGCUGAUCCUGCCCUCUCCCGCCCCCAUCACCUCAUCAGCCCUGCCCCCCCUGGCCAACGGCACGCGGGCCCUGGUGGCGGCGGCAGACCACCCAGACGGCGUGUACGCACUCGCGGCCUCGGACGGCGCUGGCAACGCUUACUCAGUGGACAUGUGCACCCGUGUGCCGGCCGACACACGCUGCCCUGACUUCUUCGGGGUCAUGUCUGUGAUGCGCCCCGCAACCGCGCUGCCAGCCGCCGCCAACACCUCCGCAGGCGCACCCUACGGCGCCGUACGCAGCCCGGUGACCUGGACCGCCGCCGCCGCCCAAGCCGCCGCCGCCGCCGCCGACUCGCCCCUCGCUGUGCUGACGUCGGCUUGCACGCCCCCGCCCGGCGUGGACGCCUCCCGCAAGCUGGUCUACUCGUGGGGCUGGGACUUUUCCGGCCUGCCGCCCAGCCUCGCCGCCUCAGGCUUCGUGGCGGUGUACCGGCGCUACCCGCUCACACGCAUGGCGCCCGGCAGCUACAACGUGCAGAUGCUCAAGCCCGCGGCGGUGCGGCUGGCGGUGAUUGUGCGGGUGCUGGACGCGAACCCGGACGUGGCAGGCACGCCGCUGGGAGUGCGCGAGGUGGUGACUGUGGGCGACAGUCCCAGCUUUGUGGUGCCCGGCGGCAACGUCACGGACCUGACGUUUGUGUUUGUGGUGCCGCCUGUGGCUCAGCUAGACAAUGUGGCCGCCAUGAGUGCGGCGAUCAGUAUGGCCUGGCGCCCCGCACCGCCGUCGCCGCCGCCAGCGCCACCUUUGCCGCCGUCGCCUGCGCCGCCCUCACCCCAGCCGCCGUCGCCCGAGCCUCCCAGCCCCUCGCCGCCGCCGCCGUCGCCACCACCCCUGCCACCGACGCCGCCGCUCCCGCCGUCGCCGCCGCCGUCGCCGCCGCAGCCUCCGUCUCCGCCACCUGAGCCCCCGGCGCCGCCUUCGCCGCCCCCCGGCAACGUCCAGCGCGGGCAGGAGGGGGCUGCCACCUGCCGGGGCGGCGGGGCUCCCGGCUGGGGGCUGUCGCUGAUGCUGCUGCUGGCGGCGGCGGUGGCAUCAUGGGCGCUGGCAGGGUUGUAGCGGACUUAGAAAUGCUCUGGCCAUUAGCCGGUAGUGACGUUAGUUUUAGUGACAGGCCAAUGGGAGUGCGAUGGGAUAGGUAUGGGUCAGGGACAGGUUGCUUGGCGUAGGCUUUCUGGAUUGUGCCGCGUAUUCCCAGACCCCAACAUCCACUUUGCGACGUCAAGUAAGGCAAGAGCGCGCGGCUAGUGAAACGCAGGAGCUGCUAUACCGAGACAUUGCUGACUUGCUGGCAGGCUGGUAGUAAAAGGCCUUGGGGAUCUAGUAGGCUUCUAUGCUGAAUGAAGCAGGGGAGGGCUGAAGUGGUCACUGAGGUAGUGAGGCGCCUUGACUGGCAGGGUAGUGAGAAGGUAGACAGAAGCAGGAUGUGUCGUAAAGCCGGGUUUUGGGGUGGACGCGCAGGGGUGGCAUUGAGGGCUGCUGCCGAGCAGAACUGACAAGCUAGGUCGGCAUGAUGGGCGCAUGGCGCGCCCGGCACACACUAGAUCCAGCGAUGCCGACUGAACUUUGAUUCACAACCUUGCACUAAGCCACAUUGUUCUGUAAGAGUACUUCGUAGCAGCAAGCCUUUGUCGUAGCCCCGCCAAGUGGGUUGGCUGCGACAGCUUGAGGCUGUAAUGAUGGCUUCGC